Messenger RNA from Symphalangus syndactylus (siamang), 849 nucleotides. It is a transcript of the gene SWI5, whose product is annotated as SWI5 homologous recombination repair protein. NCBI's taxonomy places the organism in Eukaryota, Metazoa, Chordata, Mammalia, Primates, Hylobatidae. Gene Ontology annotation, cellular component: Swi5-Swi2 complex; Swi5-Sfr1 complex. The record is from RefSeq and is a predicted model, not a curated record. Gene Ontology annotation, biological process: double-strand break repair via homologous recombination.
UCAGCGCGACGUCCGAGUCGCCGCUCCGCGAUGGGGGAGGGGACCGCAGGGCCAGGACCCAGGUCCUUGGAGACGCGAGCCCAAAGAACCCAGGGAGGUCCGGUUUGGGGCGGCAGGAGAUGGAUCCAGUCCCAGUCCCUGGCGCUUCUACCUCCCAACUGCUCCUCCUCCCGCAUCCCCACAGUACCCCUGCCUCACAGCGGGCUGUGGGUCCAAUCAGGCUUUCCCCUCGGAUUCCUCUCUAGGACUGAACCAAGACUUACCCGAAGUUGCCGCGGGGCCUUCCGAUCCCCUAGGCCAUCCCCUAAGUCUGGCCAGGCUGAUGGUACCAGCGAGGAGUCUCUGCACCUUGACAUUCAGAAACUGAAGGAGAAGAGGGACAUGCUGGACAAGGAGAUCUGCCAGUUCAUAUCUGAAGGCUACAGUGUGGAUGAACUGGAGGACCACAUUACCCAGCUUCACGAGUACAAUGACAUCAAGGAUGUGGGGCAGAUGCUGAUGGGCAAACUAGCUGUGAUCCGAGGUGUCACAACCAAAGAGUUGUAUCCAGAGUUUGGGCUGGACAUGAAUGACUGAGCAGGCUCAUCGCCCCUUGUCCACAGCCCCAGGGACAGAAGGGUGUGGAUAUGAUAAAACGCUGAGAGCCCAACCAGCACACCUACAGAGUUUCCAGUGAGAAAAUGCCAGAAGCACUUUUCUAGAGAGCCCAAGCCCAAUCAGGAGGAGGCUAGAGAAGAGGCGGGCAGGGAGGAAGGGGCGUUCCCAGCUCCAAGGUUCCUGAAAUGUCGCAGUGAUACUUGUGUAGGGGUACAUGUACUUUAUUUGUCAAUAAACAUAUCUGUACACUGA